Osmia bicornis bicornis is the source of this 3059-nucleotide messenger RNA. RefSeq names its product GATOR complex protein MIOS-B (gene mio). Gene Ontology annotation, cellular component: cytoplasm. NCBI's taxonomy places the organism in Eukaryota, Metazoa, Arthropoda, Insecta, Hymenoptera, Megachilidae. The transcript is spliced from 15 exons. The record is from RefSeq and is a predicted model, not a curated record. Gene Ontology annotation, biological process: cellular response to amino acid starvation; positive regulation of TORC1 signaling. Gene Ontology annotation, molecular function: protein binding. Bases 287 to 2872 code for a protein of 861 amino acids.
CCAUGUUCCACAACUGUUCGCAACUUCGCAACUAAAAAUUAAAAGGUUAAAUAGAUAUAUAUCAAUAGUUUAAGAUUGUACAUUUUUUAUUAAAAUUAAGGCUUUUAAUCUGUCAAUUUAAUUAGCAACUGUACAAUUUAUAACAAACUACAUUAAUUUAAGUUCAUUACAUACGUUUUACAAAUGAAGGGGAUCACGCUUUUCGACGUACGGCGCCCUCAGAUAAAAAAUUGAAAUAUUUUGUUUCAUGUAUGUCGACAAUAUUGUAUAUACAAAACUGUAAGAAAUGAGUAGUAUUAAACUUGACGUACAGUGGUCUCCUGUUCAUGCAAAUAAAUUCAUUACAUGGGGUACAGAAAUUUGUUUAUAUGAAGUUAUACAAGUAAAAGAUAAUACUAGGCAAUAUACAAAGAUUUCUGAUACUACUGUUGCUCAUUUACUUGCUACAAAUACAAAUCAUCAUUAUGUUAAAUGUAUUGAUAUAUAUCCACAGCUGGAACCAGAUAUUCUAUUAGCUGUUGGACAAGCAAAUGGAAAAGUUGUGUUAACUACUUUUGGUCCUACUAUUUUUGAUUCUCAAGGUCUUAGUGGAAAGGAACUAGUUCCAAAACAUGCAAGGCAAUGUAACACAGUUGCUUGGAAUCCUAUAGAUACAAAUUUAAUUGUAUCUGGUUUAGAUAAACAUAGUAAAGAUCAUUCCAUUUUGUUAUGGGAUAUAAAUAAAGGUUUGCAAUGUGCUGAAAGAGUACAUCAUCAUAACACAGCGCAAACAGAUUCUGUAAGACCUCUUGCUGAAGUUGGUGUUUCUGAAACUAUACAUUCAGUAGCUUGGUUUAAACACGAGCAGAAAUGUAUGGUAGUUGGUGCUAAUAAUAAACAGUUGAAAAUGAUUGAUUUCAGAGAUUCUGCAAAAGUAGUGAAUACAGCAGUGACUAAAGCAGUUUAUAAUGUAUCGGUUAAUCCACAUAAUAACUAUCAUUUAGUAUCAAGUGUUGAUAAUCAGGUAACAAUUUGGGAUACAAGAUGUUUUGAAAAGCCUGUUUUAACUUUAUUCCAAGGUAGACAAAUCACGAAAGUUUUGUGGUGUCCAACUAGGCAGAAUCUUUUAGGAGCUUUACAGAAGGAUUCAGUGACAUUGCAUUUGUAUGAUAUUCAACACUGUGGAAUUGGAGGAGGAGAAGAUACUGAACCCGGGGCAUUAGAAAGGACAGUUGCACCACCAUGGCAUAGUCCUAUAAGCUUUUCUUGGCAUCCAACGCAUGUGAACAGAUUAUUAGCAAUAUCUCAACAAGGACUCACAGAUUACACUGUUUGUGAAAGGAUUACAGUAAACUGGUCGACACGAUCUCAUCUUGCCUGGAAUCAUGCUUCAAAAUCAUUUAAAUACAUAUGUAGUGAUGACAACAUCUAUAAAGCUUUGGAUGAUAUUUCUAUUUUAACUAAAACACGCGCAGCUUCAGAAUAUGGACUACUUCCAGAACUGGCUGAGAACGGUGAAUUGGCUGAAAAUGAUACCCUAAAGAACUUGUGGCAAUGGUUGUAUCUGAGUCGUUAUUUGGUUGAAGAUGGUACUAUACCAAGCUCAGAUAACAAGCAUCCAGGUGUUAGAACCGUUUUAAAAUUAGAUAGUCAGCAAGGAUCUAACAAUGGUUUCUUGAAAUCAGAAUUAAUUCAUCGUCCGUGGUCAGAUAUAGGUUCUAAUCACACUGCAAAAAUUUACAGAUCUCCAGAUAGAGAUAAAGGACUGCUCUUAUGUGGUUGGCGAUUUGACAGAGAAGCGAACACUCUUUAUGAUAAUUUAUUUUUAGAUAGAUUGGAAAGAGAAGGGGCAUAUCCAAGAGCAGCGGCAAUAGCAGUAUUUAAUUUAUGUUUACGGCAAGCCAUAGAAAUUUUAAAUCGUGGUGCUAGUAAAAUUUCCAUGUCUGCAAAUUUAAAUAUCGUUGCUAUGGCUUUAUCGGGAUUCUCUGAAGAUAGGAACAGUAUGUGGAGAGAAUCGUGUUUAAAAUGUAGAUCCCAACUCUCGGAUCCCUAUUUGAGAGCAACUUUUGCGUUUUUAACAGCAGAUGAUUCUUAUGAAAAUGUUUUGAACGAAGACGGUAUGGCAGUUGAGGAUAGAGUGGCGUUUGCUCUUAUGUUUUUAUCGGACAACAAAUUAAGCGAUUACUUAAAAAAAUUGACACAGAAAUUAACCGACGAAGGAAAUUUAGCUGGUUUUCUUUUAACAGGUGCCAGUUUAGAAGGUAUACAAUUAUUAAAUCGAUACUUGGAAAUCACUGGUGAUGUCCAAAGUUGUAGCCUGAUAGCUAUUCGAGCACUUACGCCAAAGUUACUGCAAGAAAAUCAGGUUCAAGUCUGGAUUACUAGUUACAGAAACCUCUUAAAUGCUUGGAAAAUGUGGACUCAGAGGGCACAUUUUGAUAUUGCUAUGCGGUCCGCUACGAAUGAGAAACCGCCACAACAAAUAUAUAUCUCUUGUAACUUUUGCGGUAAAAGCAUAUCUGCAUUUAUGCAAGGUCUUAGUAGAGCAAGGGGACCUUUUGGUAGAUUAGGAAGCACACCCAAUAAAUUAAAGAUGUCUUCGUGUCCAAACUGUAGAAAACCAUUACCUCGAUGUGCGAUUUGUUUGAUGCACAUGGGUACUGUAAGUGGUUUACAAAUGACAACAUCUGGCGUUAGUAGAAACGAAGAAUGUGAUAACAAAUUAACAGAAUUCAGCAAUUGGUUUACAUGGUGUCAAACGUGUAGACACGGUGGUCAUGCUGAUCAUAUUACACACUGGUUUCGGCAACAUUCUGAAUGUCCAGUGACAUCGUGUACUUGUAGAUGCUUUUCCUUAGAUGCAUCAUGCAAAAUUGGAAUGAGUAUUGUAUAAAUAGAAACAAUAGGUUCAAAGGAUUUUGAAUAAUGUUGACAGUGCUCAUUUUGGUUUUAGGAUUUUAGGUUAUUCCUAGAGACAGUAUAAAUACAAGAAGCAAAUGAUAACAAACCUUGUACCUUGAUAAUGUGGCACUGUUUAAUUUCACUAUGAAGAAAUAAAUGUAAUAAUUGUAUAGUAUAUA